This is a messenger RNA of Amphibalanus amphitrite, 3689 nucleotides long. Its product is annotated as serine/threonine-protein kinase BRSK2-like. Gene Ontology annotation, cellular component: cytoplasm. Bases 255 to 2453 code for a protein of 732 amino acids. The transcript has 14 exons. Gene Ontology annotation, molecular function: ATP binding; tau-protein kinase activity; protein serine/threonine kinase activity. NCBI's taxonomy places the organism in Eukaryota, Metazoa, Arthropoda, Thecostraca, Balanomorpha, Balanidae. The record is from RefSeq and is a predicted model, not a curated record. Gene Ontology annotation, biological process: microtubule cytoskeleton organization; protein phosphorylation; intracellular signal transduction.
CCGGCCAGGUGCCCGUCCGUCGAAUCGAUGUGUCGCCUGACGGCGCGGCGUGCGGCGACUGGACGGGCCGACGGCGGCUGUCAGUGGUGACUGGGUGUGGACCGGCGGCCGGCGGUGGCUCGGUGACCAGUGACAGCAGUGUGAAGCGGUGCUAAGGGUGGCGCAGUGACCGGUCGUCUCUGAGGGGCGGUGAGGCGGUGUCGAGUGUGGUGGGAAGCGGUCCGCACGGCGCCACGUCUCCGAGAAGCCGGACCAUGACGGAGCUGCGUGCAGAGAGGAUCCGCAGUCGGGACGGACACGCGUCCGAGUUCUUCCAGUAUGUGGGCCCGUACCGGCUGGAGAAGACGCUUGGGAAGGGUCAGACUGGUCUGGUGAAGCUCGGCGUACACUGUAUGACAGGACGUAAGGUGGCUGUGAAAAUAGUCAACAAGGAGAAACUCAGCGAGUCGGUACUUCAGAAGGUGGAAAGAGAAAUCGCCAUCAUGAAGCUGAUCGAUCAUCCUCAUGUGUUAGGAUUAUAUGAUGUGUAUGAUAACAAGAAAUAUCUAUAUUUAGUGUUGGAACAUGUGUCCGGAGGUGAACUGUUUGACUAUCUCGUGAAGAAGGGAAGGCUGACACCCAAGGAGGCGAGGCGAUUCUUCCGGCAGAUUAUCUCCGCUCUGGAUUUCUGCCACAGCCACUCAAUAUGCCAUCGCGACCUAAAGCCGGAAAACCUGCUUCUGGACGAGAAGAACAACAUUCGGGUGGCCGAUUUCGGCAUGGCCUCGCUGCAGCCGGACGGUCAUACGCUGGAGACGAGCUGCGGGAGCCCGCACUACGCCUGUCCAGAGGUGAUCCGGGGCGAAAAGUACGACGGCCGGCGGGCGGACGUGUGGUCGUGCGGCGUCAUCCUCUACGCGCUGCUGGUCGGAGCGCUGCCCUUCGACGACGACAACCUGCGGCAGUUGCUGGAGAAGGUGAAGCGCGGCACGUUCCACAUCCCGCACUUUGUGCCGCCCGACUGCCAGAACCUGCUGCGGGGGAUGAUCGACGUCAAUCCCGAGACCCGGCUGAAGCUGCGGGAGAUCAACCGACAUCCGUGGGUGAUAGCCGGCUCCAAGGGCGAGCUGGAGCUCGAGCCGCCGAUGAUGGAGGUGGUGCAGACGCACGUGAUUCCCGGCUCGGAGCGGCUGGACACGGACGUACUGCGAGCAAUGUCCCACUUAGGCUGCUUCAAAGACAAGGAGGUCCUCGUCCAGAAACUGCUCAGCCCCACCCACAACACCGAAAAGGUCAUCUACUUCCUGUUGCUGGAGCGGAAACGGCGCAAACCAGCCUACGAGGAUGACGCAGAGGCGCUGAUGAGAGCCAGGUCUGAGUCGGCCGAUCCGCCGCGGAAGAGGGUCGACUCGUACAAACUGAACGGCUCCACGCACCAGUACGAACAGCUGAGCGAGGGCUCGCCGGUGAUACCACGACGACACUUCCACCAACGGCGGCGGCCCAGCAGCUCUUCCGGCCUCAGCCCGCUGUCGUCAUCGACGGUGACACCGACCGUGUCGCCGCUGCCGUCGCCCAAGCUGCUGACGCGCCCGUCGCCGGGGCCGGCCUCGGACGACCUGGCCACGCCGCCGGCCUCGCCCUACGGCGCGCCCGCCUACUGGCGGUCGCGACUCAACACCAUCAAGAACUCGCUGAUGGGAUCUCCGCGCUUCCACCGGCGCAAACUGCAAGUACCGUCCGACGAGACGCGUCUGACGCCGGAGUCGUCGCCGGAGCUAACUAAACGUUCGUGGUUCGGCACGCUGAUGGGCUCGGAGCGCGACGAGAGCUACACGGUCAUCAUGCGCAACAAGCCGCUGGCCAUCGUCAAGGCCGACCUCAUCCACUCGUUCCUCUCGAUCGCCGAUCUUAGCCACAGCGUCACGUCUCCGAUGUCGUUUCGAGUCGAGUACCGGCGCGGCGCCGCCGGACCGGCCGUCUUCCAGCGCCAGGUCCGGUUCCAGGUGGACAUCACGCCUGUCACACAGGGCGACGACGAGUGCCUCUACGCCAUCAACUUCUCACUCGUCUCCGGUAACAUCCGCCGGUUCCGCCGGAUCUGUGAGCACAUCCACUGUCAGGUAUGCUCCCGCCGACCACCGCCGUCACCCAGGGUGGGCCGGAAGUUCACGGCCGACCUGUCGGAGAGCUCCUCGGCCGGCUCCGACUCGUCAGAGCGGCUGCAGACGGUCGUACCGCCCCGGCAGGUGGACGCCGAGUCUGAGGUAGACAACAUCCUCGACAUGAAAACUCCGACCAACGAGACGGCUGACCCGCCGCUCAUUUCGGAGCAGGAGCCGCCGGCGGCCACGGAGCCACCCCGCUCCGACAGCGGCUCGCCAGCAGCCAGCGACGACUCGGCCACAGCCACUGCAACAGUGACACCUAGCGACUCGGAACCGAACUCGAGCUGCGCCGUGUCGGCGCUAUGAUCUCCGCGGCGCUAGUGUUCCGCCGCCAGUGAGGGGGACAGUGGCCGGAGGGGUGAAAAGAGGCCGGCUGGUGUCGAAAUGACCUGCCAGGGACCGUGCAAUGAGUGAGGGCGGAGCGGCGCAGGGUGGCUGGCCUGACCUGACCUGACCCGACCCGCCUGUGGCCCGGGCGGUGGGUCUCGCCGGCCGGCCGUCGAGCCGCCUCCCGCCUCUGAAGAUCGCGACAUUCCCAGUGUAGUUGGCGCCAAACAGUGUUGCCGGGUAUAUAGGUAAAUCUCUAUAUAUUCGGGGUCGGCUGGUAGGCCGGCGCCCGGCGGUGGCGCGGCCGCCCGGCAGCGGCCGCUGUCUCUGUGUCCGUCUUGUUGCUUGUGUAUGCGGGGUGUGUUGUCGGUGGAGCCAGUCCAGUAUUCUGCUAGCGACCCGCUGUCUGCCGGCCGCGGUGGCCGUCCGUCCGAAACCAGCGCGCCGCGCUCGUCGACGCAGGGUCCGCCCGUCCCACCGGGCGCGUUCAGUAUUCCGGCUGGGGUCCGCACGGCCCGCCGAAAUCCGGCCGCCGUUCUGCUGUGUAUGUGCUGCUGUGUCCCUGGAUUAGAUCUCAUAAAAACAUCAACAUCAAAAUAUCGAUCUUUGUUGGCGUGUUCGACUGUUUGCUGCUUAAUCUUUGUUUACAUUUUUAUUUGAUGGCUCUAUCUACUUGACUCCACUGUAACUGUUGUCAACAGCUUAUACUUUAUAGACGAAUAAUCCAUGCUCUCGUCUGGCAUUCAUCUAUAUCUCGUACCUUUCUAAAGCUGAGAUAGACGUCUUCUCUAGUCACUAAGCCCGACGCCCGUUUUCGUGUCCCUUCGAUUUUCCUCAAAGAAGCUGCUCUCUUCUUUGUGUCGUCAAUCGUUACAGAAGGGCCUGAAUUUCAUGGUCAGAGAUAAAACAGAGCACAUUAUUUUCAUCGGGUGAUUGCGAUCGUUGGCUGGAUGCGUAAUGCGUAAUCUCAAGAAAGGAAUACGACGGGAAGGGUCCGAAAGACAGAAAAGUUUAGCUUCAGCCGCGGCGGCCAAACGUUGCUCGAUCUUACCUGCCAGUCUGGCGUCUGCUUCAGUAUUACUGAUCUACCAUCAUCUUUGGAUUGACCGAUAUGCUUGAGACGCGUGUCUUGUGAUAAUCUUUUCUGUCUCAAUGUGGUUCGAUGUCCUUUUCUGUACUGUACCGUACACUGUUUCUAUAUACUCAUCUUUCAGA